Melampsora larici-populina 98AG31 is the source of this 291-nucleotide messenger RNA. RefSeq lists its product as uncharacterized. The coding region runs from base 1 to 291 and encodes 96 amino acids. Gene Ontology annotation, molecular function: zinc ion binding; guanine deaminase activity. Lineage: Eukaryota; Fungi; Basidiomycota; Pucciniomycetes; Pucciniales; Melampsoraceae. Gene Ontology annotation, cellular component: cytosol. The record is from RefSeq and is a predicted model, not a curated record. The transcript has a single exon. Gene Ontology annotation, biological process: guanine metabolic process.
AUGGAAACAUAUACAGAAAUUUAUGAUGAAUUCAAUUUACUUACAUCACGUACGAUUUUAGCUCAUUGUAUACAUUUAGAACAGAGUGAAAUUGAUUUGAUUAAGAAAGAAGAAUGUGGAUUCAGUCAUUGUCCAAGUUCGAAUUUCAAUUUGAAAAUCACGGAUUCGUCAAGUGAACAGUUUAUUACAAGCUGGAAUCGAAAAGAUUGGAUUAGGUACAGAUGUUUCUGGUGGUCAUGGGAUUGGAAUCUAUUAUCUGGAUGGUUGCAAUCCGAAUUAUUUUUUUAUUGA